AUGCUGUCGUCUAUCUGUCGGGCGUUUUUGUACUACACUCUAUGUGCUCAGCUUGCAUAUGCAGUCGAUCCUCUCGUCAAACUGCCGUACAGCGAGUUCGCCGGCACCGUCCAGUCCAAUGGCAUAACGCAAUGGUUAGGCAUACCAUUUGCUGCACCUCCAAUAGGCGAAUUGAGAUUUGCACCACCUUCAGAUCCUCCGAUCAAGACUGGUGUACAGCAAGCGGAUAAGCUACCAGUCUUUAUAUUUUUUCAAGGCGGAGGUUUCAACUCUAAUGCUAACCCGAACCUUAAUGGUGCUGGGUUGAUCGAGGCAUCCGGCCAUAACAUCAUUGUCGUCACAUUUAAUUAUCGUGUUGGACCGUGGGGCUUCCUUGCCAGCUCUGGUUCCAGCUCAGGACAGCCAACUGCAAACAAUGGUCUACGAGAUCAACGCAAAGCUCUCGAAUGGGUCCAGAAGUAUAUCUCGAGUUUCGGAGGUGACCCUAACCAUGUUGUGCUCGGUGGAGACUCUGCAGGCGCUGCUUCAAUAUCCCUGCAUCUAACAGCGUACGGUGGACGAAACGACAACCUCUUUCAUGCUGCGGCAGUUGAAUCUGUCUCAUUUGCGACAGUGUUGACCACUAAGGAAGCACAGUAUCAGUAUGACAACUUCACCCGUGCCGGUGGGUGUUCUGAUUCGGACGCUGCCAAGUCUCUAUCAUGCUUGCGAAGCAAGACCGCCCAACAGCUUCAGGCGCAGAACUUUAAUAUACCAUAUCCUGGUCAGGCUAAGGCACCUCUCUACAUGUUCGCUCCUACGCUGGAUGGGGACUUUGUGACAGACUUGACAUACACCGCUUUUGAAAAGGGCAAAUUCAUCGAUGUACCUGUCAUUUUUGGAGCCGACACAAAUGAUGGUACUGGUUUCACACCAAAGGAUACUUCUUCUCAGGAGCAAUCGAACGCUUUCCUGACACAGCAAUUCCCUUAUUUGACCGCAUCCCAGCUUAGCGAGAUUGAUAGACUAUACCCUGUGCCCACGGGUAACGAUUGUCCUGCCUCAGGCACUUGCUGGUGGCGCCAAGUCUCGAACGCAUAUGGCGAGCUUCGCUAUAUGUGUCCGAGCCUGUACAUCUCGUCAGCUUACGCCAACCUCACAACCACAUCCUCUAACACCAAGAAAGACACAACGAGUAACAGUAUCAAAGCUGUCACGUAUUUCGUCGGUGGUGGUUCAGCCCGUCGACAUGCUGGUAGUGCAUCAAACUCUCUUUCCACACGAGCCACCAAAUCUGCCUCAUACGCAUAUCGCUACAACGUCGAAGAUCCAGAUCAGAUCGCCGCCGGCCUCGGCGUCCCUCACACGGUCGAGCUGAAUGCCAUCUUUGGUCCAGACAACGUUCCAGCCGGCUCUGCUCCUGCCUCAUACUACCCCGGGAAAUCUAAUGCAAACGUCGUGCCAGUGAUACAAGCCUACUGGACUAGUUUCAUUAGGACAUUUGAUCCGAACACGCACAAGUUGAGUGGCAGCGCGACGUGGGAGACAUAUUACAGCAAGAGUGGAGAGCCGCAGCGUAUACUGUUCAACACUGGUGGGAAGACGGAUAUGGAGAGUGUGGACAAGGGACAGAGGGUCAGGUGUGCCUAUUUACAGUCUAUUGGAGCGAGUAUUAAGCAGUAG
Molecule: messenger RNA, 1662 nt
Organism: Lithohypha guttulata
Lineage: Eukaryota; Fungi; Ascomycota; Eurotiomycetes; Chaetothyriales; Trichomeriaceae
Exons: 2
Coding region: 1-1662 (553 amino acids)
Source: RefSeq, a predicted model, not a curated record